Alnus glutinosa is the source of this 1152-nucleotide messenger RNA. RefSeq names its product L-type lectin-domain containing receptor kinase IX.1-like. The record is from RefSeq and is a predicted model, not a curated record. The transcript has a single exon. Gene Ontology annotation, molecular function: protein kinase activity; ATP binding. Bases 1 to 1152 code for a protein of 383 amino acids. Gene Ontology annotation, biological process: protein phosphorylation. Gene Ontology annotation, cellular component: plasma membrane. Lineage: Eukaryota; Viridiplantae; Streptophyta; Magnoliopsida; Fagales; Betulaceae.
AUGAUAUAUUUUGCUGUGUUUCUUGUGGGGUGUACCUUGAGCUUGAUUAUUCUGGGGGGCAUCAUCUUUUGGUUUGUUCUGAGGAGGAGAAACAAGAAUCACAGCCAUGGAAGUGACGCGGAUUCUGACUCCUCCAUAAGUACAAAUCUUGAGAGAGGAGCGUUGCCUAGAAAAUUUUCUUACAUUGAACUAGCUGCAGGCACCAAUGGUUUUGCAAAUGAUAUGAGGCUAGGUCAGGGAGGGUCUGGCCAAGUCUACAAAGGAAGCUUGAGAGGCCUAGGCCGCCCGGUUGCCGUGAAGAGAAUCUUCACUGAAUCCAAACACUCCGAGUCUCUAUUCAUCAAUGAGGUGAAGAUAAUAAGCCGUUUAAUACAUCGAAACCUGGUUCAGUUCAUUGGUUGGUGUCAUGAGCAACGCGAAUUCUUGCUUGUUUAUGAGUACAUGCCUAAUUGCAGUCUGGACAAUCAUCUCUUUGGCCAUGGAGAAAUCCUCCCAUGGAAUGCGAGAUACAAGAUAGCUCUAGGCUUGGCCUUAGCCCUUCAUUAUCUCCAUGAAGAGGCAGAGAAGUACUGUGUCCUUCACAGAGACAUCAAAUCAGCUAAUGUACUGUUGGACACAGAUUUCAGCACCAAGCUUGGUGAUUUUGGGGUUGCUGAGCUGGUCGACCCCCAGUCGAGGACUCAUACAACCGGUGUGGUAGGGACUUACGGCUACUUGGCCCCAGAAUAUGCAAAUGAAGGGAGGGCCAGUAAAGAAUCAGACAUGUUCAGUUUUGGAGUGGUGGCUUUGGAGAUUGCAUGUGGGAGGAUGACUUUCCAUGAUGGGGAAUAUCAUGUGUCACUAGUGACAUGGGUUUGGGAGCUCUACCUUGCAGGGGAUAUUCUCCAAGCAGCUGAUGAGAGACUCUGCACGAGCUUUUCCGAGGAAGAGAUGAGAUGCUUGUUGAUUGUAGGGUUGUGGUGCACUAACCCAAACUACAGGGAAAGGCCAAAGGCAGGGCAGGUAAUUAAAGUCCUUCAGCUUGAAGCAGUGUUGCCGGAGCUUCCACUGGACAUGCAUGAUCCUGUGCUUCAUCCACUCCUUCGAAACAAAGGGGCAAGUGAUUCCUUUCGACCAUCCAUUACCUCAAGUCUCAAAGAUCAUGGGCGGUAA